AUUUUCCCUCUCCUCCCGUUACCGAAUUCCAAUCGCCGGCCAACCACCCACCCACCAAGUUCAAAGUACCGGCGACCACGACCACGACCACGACACUUCUAGCUGGCUUGCAUUCUUAGUAGGAUCCGAACUCUUCUUCUCUUUUCCAUGUCGUUUCAGACUUCCACUCAUUCAACCGCUGUUCAAUCUGGAAGAAUUAGGGUUCUAAAGGAAGGAUCUAAGCUUUCUGAUGGAAAUGUAGGGCCAGUAGUGUAUUGGAUGUUAAGGGAUCAGCGUUCGAAGGACAAUUGGGCGUUGAUCCAUGCUGUUGAUCAGGCGAACAAAACUAAUGUCCCUGUUGCCGUCGCAUUCAAUCUGUUCGAUCAAUUUCUAGGCGCCAAAGCUCGUCAAUUAGGGUUCAUGCUAAAGGGUUUGCGUCAGCUUCAUGGUGAUUUGGAACAAAAUCUCCGCAUACCAUUCUUCUUGUUUCAGGGGGAAGCAAUAGAGACAAUUCCAAGUUUUAUCAAAGAAUGUAAUGCUUCAUUGCUUGUCACUGAUUUCUCACCACUGAGGGAAAUCAAAAGAUUUAAAGAGGAAAUAUGCAAGAGAGUUUCUGAUGAAGUUUCGAUUCAUGAAGUUGAUUCCCACAACAUUGUUCCAGUUUGGGAGGCAUCUCCCAAACUGGAGUACAGUGCUAAGACAAUUCGGGGUAAGAUCACAAAACUGCUUCCUCAAUAUUUAAUUGAUUUUCCUGAAUUGGCACCACCACUCGUGAAAUGGCCUGCAAUGAAUCCAUUGAUUGAAUGGGAGGAUAUCAUUACUCGAGUUAUAAGGGAAGGAGCAGAAGUUCCUGAAGUCGAUUGGUGCGAACCAGGAGAAUGUGCUGCUAUGGAAGUUUUGAUGGGGAGUGGUAAUGGGUUUUUGACGAAGAGAUUGAAGAGUUAUUCGGCUGACAGGAAUAAUCCUUUGAAACCAAAAGCACUGUCGGGUCUUUCUCCAUAUCUCCAUUUUGGACAGAUAGCUGCACAAAGAUGUGCUAUAGAGGCAAAGAAAGUCAGAAAUAUUUGCCCACAGGCUGUAGAUACUUUCUUGGAAGAAUUAAUAGUGCGGAGGGAGCUGGCUGAUAAUUUCUGCUUUUAUCAACCCCAUUAUGACUCAUUAGAAGGAGCUUGGGAAUGGGCACGCAAAACUCUAAAGGAUCAUGCAUCUGAUAAACGAGAACACACUUAUACAAGGGAGCAAUUAGAGAAGGCACAAACUGCUGAUCCUCUUUGGAAUGCUUCUCAAUUGGACAUGGUUCAUAAUGGAAAGAUGCACGGCUUUAUGAGAAUGUACUGGGCAAAGAAGAUUCUUGAAUGGACAAGUGGACCAGAGGAAGGUCUUGCUAUUGCCAUUUAUCUAAACGAUAAGUAUGAGAUUGAUGGAAGAGAUCCAAAUGGAUACGUGGGCUGUAUGUGGUCAAUUUGUGGCCUACAUGACCAGGGUUGGAAGGAAAGGCCAAUAUUUGGGAAAAUACGGUAUAUGAACUAUGCAGGCUGUAAAAGGAAGUUUGAUGUUGAUGGAUACAUAACUUAUGUCAAGAGGCUAGUUGGAGACAACAUCAAAAAACGUAAAGCUGGAAUUCUGAUGAUGAGUGGAAAGCACAAAGAAAUUCGUGUCUAAUUCAGACCGAUUUUUGGCUGUAUUUUUCAAGCAUCCCGUCAACCUGUUGUUCUUAGUGAAAAUCAAACUGAUUUUCAAAUGAGUAGUUGAACAUGUGACACGUAAUGAUUGAUCCAACUGCUGCAUUCAUUUGACACAAUUGUUAUUGGAUAACAAUAUUAGUAUAGUUUUUAAGAGGGGUGACUAUGAGACAAUGAAUCUAAACUAGGGAAGACAAUUAUAAUC
Messenger RNA from Impatiens glandulifera, 1866 nucleotides. RefSeq names its product deoxyribodipyrimidine photo-lyase. Gene Ontology annotation, biological process: photoreactive repair. Bases 148 to 1641 code for a protein of 497 amino acids. The record is from RefSeq and is a predicted model, not a curated record. Gene Ontology annotation, molecular function: deoxyribodipyrimidine photo-lyase activity. Lineage: Eukaryota; Viridiplantae; Streptophyta; Magnoliopsida; Ericales; Balsaminaceae. The transcript has 10 exons.